Messenger RNA from Mercenaria mercenaria, 5245 nucleotides. Its product is annotated as adaptin ear-binding coat-associated protein 1-like. The coding region runs from base 55 to 999 and encodes 314 amino acids. NCBI's taxonomy places the organism in Eukaryota, Metazoa, Mollusca, Bivalvia, Venerida, Veneridae. The transcript is spliced from 7 exons. Gene Ontology annotation, cellular component: clathrin vesicle coat; membrane. Gene Ontology annotation, biological process: endocytosis. The record is from RefSeq and is a predicted model, not a curated record.
AUACUUUAUCCUGACCAAAGGGAGCCCACUCUUAUCAUCGUGAAAUUUGACAAGAUGGCAGGAGUCGACUACGAAAGUGUUUUGUGUGUUAAACCUACAGUCCACGUCUUCAGAAUACCCCCAAGACCUUCUAACAGAGGUUAUAGAGCUUCAGAUUGGAAGUUGGAUCAGCCAGACUGGACAGGGAGGUUACGUAUAGUUGCUAAGGGUAGAGAUCUGUCCAUCAAACUAGAAGACAAAAAUUCAGGAGAACUUUUUGCACGAUGUCCUGUGGAACAGUAUCCAGGAAUAGCAGUAGAAUCUGUAACCGAUUCAAGUCGAUAUUUUGUUCUUAGAAUCAUGGAUGAUAAUGGAAGAUCUGCAUUUAUUGGUAUUGGUUUUGAGGAUAGAGGGGACUCAUUUGAUCUGAAUGUUGCACUACAGGACCACUUUAAACAUUUAAAACAAGAAAAAGAUGCUGAAAAAGCAGGAGAAGAAUUGCAAAAGGGACCAAAAUUAGAUCUAGGCUUUAAAGAGGGACAAACUAUCAGAAUAAACAUCUCCACAAAAAAGAAUACUGAAGAGAAUGGAUCAGCGAAGAAGGCAAGACCAAAAGCUUCAGGAGGCGGUUUAGGAUUAUUACCUCCUCCUCCAGGGGGUGUAAAAUUACCCCCUUCAGGUGGGGCCGGCAUGUCUCUAGGUAGUUCAGAAUCUCAUAAUAUUCAACAAAAACAACAGACUGUGUCCAAUCCACCUUUUACAAGUUCUAAUAGUUCGUCGUCAAACACCAGUUCAAAUGUUGAUCUAUUACUUGACCUAGGUUUUGAUAGUUCUUCUCAGACGCAAGGACAGUCUUCCUCAAGUCAGGGUCAAAAGGUUCAAGGAUUUGAUGCCAAUUUUGACCUUUUGACUGGUACAACAGACAAUGUGAAGCCUGCGGGAGGCUCAUCCGAUCCCUGGGGUGAAUUUACUAGUGCAAGUAAUUCCAGUAACACAGAUCAAGGUUGGGUGAAUUUCUGACCUAGAUGUAUGUACAUAGACAACCUUUGUGAUAGAACUAGAUGUGUAUAAAUCACCAAAUCAUUGUGGAUACAAGCAAGUCAUUGAUAGAGAGUUGAAGUCAUAGUGUAUAUUUAAUAAUGGCAUGUUGCAAUGAGUAUCACUUAAGAAAUUAUGUUUAUAGCAGAACGGUGUUUUGAUAUAUCGAAACAGUAUGAAGGGGUUAUACACUUGCCCAAUAAUUUCGUGAGUGUGUAGCUCGAGUGAAUUAUACAUGCAUCGUAUAACUGAUCUGUAUUGUUGAAAUAUAUUAAAACAUGGUUCUUAUAUAUAUUAUUUUGAUUUUAAUAUGUCUUUUAAGAAAACAAAUAGAUGAACUAGGGAAGUAACUAUUUUGUGGCACAUGUAUGGCUCCCAAAUAAAGCAGGUCUUCCUGUUGUCAACUUGUAAGCAUGUUUCACCAAUGUUAAAAUAUGGCAAGUGACAUGUCCUGCAGAAGUUAGGUGUGAGUAGGUUUCUUUUGAGUUAUUCUGCUGGUCUCAUAAUCAAUACAUUGUAUGCAAAUUAAGUGUAACACCGUUCUGUUAUAUCAUUUUAAUUCUGAAACGUCAUGUGUAUACUAGUAGAUCAAUUAUAUUAGUACUCUUCCUUGGCACCUAUAUGGUGACAAAUAACAUGUAGAAGCAAAUCUUUUCUGUGUUUUAAUGGAAAUAUUCAUGGGUAUUUCUUAUUAUAGUGGAAAAAUAAGAUGAUUAUUGGUAUAAGAUCUUCACUGUUACAUGUUUAGACAUGUUGACAGAAAUGAAAUACAUGAAAUAAAUAUAUCAAGUUCAAAAUUUAAAAAAUGGUCAAGUUUCUGACACAGAAUUUUUCAGUUUUGGAAAAGAUUCUCUUGUCAUUUUUUUUUUUAGCUCAUCUGAUUUUUUGAAAAAAAAAAAGAUGAGUUAUUGUAAUCACUUGAUUGGUGUUGGCGUUGCCUGGUUAAGUUUUAUGUUUAGGACAUCUUUUCUUCAAAAAUAUUCAAACUAUUGCUUUAAAACUUGCAACACUUGUUUACCAUCAUUAGCUGACUCUGUACCGCAAGAAACAUAACUCCAUCCUGCUUUUUGCAAGAAUUAUGGCCCCUUUUUGACUUAGAAAAUAUCAGAUUUCUUGGUUAAGUUUUAUGUUUAGGUCAACUUUUCUCCUAAACUAUCAAAGCUGUUGCUUUAAAACUUGCAACACUUGUUCACCAUCAAAAGCUGACACUAUACAGAAAAAAACAUAACACCAUCCUGCAUUUGCAAGAAUUAUGGCCCCUUUUGGACUUAGAAAAUAUCAGAUUUCUUGGUCAAAUUCUUUGUUUAGGUCACCUUUUCACUUUUGUGGUCAAAACUUUGCUUUUAAACUUGGAUCAGUUAUUUGCCAUUAAAACUGACACUGCACAGCAAGUACCGUAACUCUGCAUUGCUUUUUGCAAGAAUUAUGACCCCUUUUGGAAAAUCAUGGGUAGGUCAAUAUUUCUAUUAUACAGAGACAAAAAAAUCAGAUGAGCAUCUGCACCUGCAAGGCGGUGCUCUUGUUUAUACAAAAAUUCACAAAACUGCUUGUAUGUUUCUAUAAACAAAAACAUGAUGUUUUGACAGCAUUCCCUUGAUGUAUUGCUGCAACUUACUAAAAGCAAUACCUUAUUCCCUGUCAGCUCUCUUUUAACAGUUUCGAUAAAUAUCUAGUUGGCAUGCAGGCAUUUAUAUUGAAAAAGCAAGGUUUAAAUAUGUUAGGCCUUUUUGAUCAAGGUCAUUGCUGUUAAUAAGAAUAGAAUCUGCUGAGCUUAAAUUAUACUUGUGAAUUAUGGUAUAUCUUAUUAUUAUAUACCUAUAUAAAUUCUGUCAAAAAUUUGGCUUGUAUUUCACAAGUAAAUAUGGACAGGCAGAAAAAAAAGUCUGCAUUGUACCUUUUGUAUUGUAUGUUGCCAGACUACUUUCAUUUAAUACACAUGAUCUGACACAGUUCUAUGAAACUUCACUCAGUUCUAUUUUAACAUCAAAAAACAUUGAAGAUUUUGUUUGAUAACAAAACAACCAAAAAAGGUAGAGGUAUGUAAUACAAGGCUCAUUAUAACAGUAGCUAGAUCUGGCAUUUGUAUUCGGCUCUCGUAGAUUUUGCAAGGUCAGAUCACAUUAACACGCGCCUCGUGAGAUAAAAUCUGGCAAAAUUCACCUGAGCCAAAUACAGCAUCCCAGAUAGAGCUUCUAUUAUAAUAAUCCUAUUGUAUCAAGGUGCACAAUGUAGAAAUACAAGCUGGCAUUGUAUAAAGGCUUCAUGUGAUUUAUGUCACUGUUGAAAUACUCACUGUUACUGACAGUUUGGGUGAAAUUUUUCAACAUGUUCAUUUCCAUCAUGUUUGGCAUAGCAUGUAUAUAAAACACUGAAAAAUGAUAAAUUGGGUGAAAAUAAAGUUACAUUUUGGUAAAAAUGCAAGAAGAAUGUAACUUUUUUGCAUUAUUUUAAAAGCGUUGCAACACUUUACUACCUUCUGCAUAAUAUUUUUGGUUAUGUGUAUCUUGCAAAAUUCUUAUAUCAAUAAGUUUGUACCACUUAUUGCUUUCAGUAUACUCACUGUUUAUGGAUUUUUGAGAGAAAUUAUUUUUCGCCAUAAAUGUGUGGGUUAGUCCCUUUAAAGUAGAAUUUUCAUAAAAUAGAAUUUUCAUGAAAAGUCUUAACGAGAAAACUUGCGUGAACAUGAAGUUUACUGGAAAUGUUUUAACUAUUCAUAUUUUUUUGCUAUUAGUUUUUAUAUCUGAUAAUGACUCGAUGUUUUGUAGAAUUUCCAUGAAUCAUUUACUAAAGCUGCUUCUCAUUUUUGUCAGAGGAUGGUCAUUUUAUUUUUAAUCAUCUGCAUCACAUUUGUACUCAUCAAAUUUCUCAUUCCAUAACAGAAUCAUUCCUUAGGCUGAUCACGAUCUGCACUGUUUGCUAUUCAGUCUGUAAAUUUUCAGUAAACACCCCUUGGAAUAAUAAAUGGUACAUGUAUUGCCCAAAUUGAAUGAUGGACCAGUCCAUUUUAGAAAUUUAGCUGGCUAAGGGUUAAGAAAAAACCCCGCAUGCUGUCAUCAGUCAAAAACAUGAAUAUUAUAGUUGUUUUAGUAGUGAGCAUUGUUCUAGGAUGUCAUUAGCUGUUUCUAGUUAUCCAGAUUGCUUGUUACUCAAUUUGUUCAUGGCUAGAACAGAUUCCAUGUGAAAUGAAAGCUGAUAUAUUUGUAACUGAAAUGAGUGUUUUAAGACACUUGACAAAGGUAAUUUAUUUAUCAUUGAAGAAUUAGUUCGUUGACAUUGCCAUAAAAACAUUUUAUUUUCUGUUCUGUUAUUUUAUUAUUUUCUGCAGUGAAAUACAAAAAAACAAAUGCCAUUUCCCAAUUAGGUAAACUGAUCACUGAUCACUUUAUAUAAAUGGAACACAUUAAAAAUGGGUGUUUAGCAAAAUGAAAAUAACAAGCGUAAGAAAUAUUGAAGAUAAUGGAGCCAUGAGAAUGUUAAGUAAAUUGGCUAAAAGGUACACUUAAUUGGCUAAAAGGUACACUUAAUUGUUCAAAAGGUACACUUAAUUGCCUAAAAUGUACUCUCAUAUUUUUGUCUACUAAUAUUUUCACAGGAUAAAUUAUAGUCAGUAAUACUUUAAAAGGAUAUUAUAUAUACAUAUUCCUAUGUUCUGUGUUGGUAUUCUAGAAAACUAAUUUACUGUGUCCAUGAUGUAUGAAGAAAAAUUACUUUAUUACAUAAUGCAUUUAUAAGUGUGCUAGAGAAAUGUGGUAUUCUGUAGGUACCCAUAUAUAAUACAUACACAUGUAAAAUGCACACCCCAGAUUAAGGGGGUGGUCCCAUGGGUAAAAAAAACUGUGCAUUAUACAUGGGUAUAUAUGGUAAUAGUAAUUUCUUUGAUCAUGCAUAAAUUAUAAAAAAAGAACAUACACUAGUAGAAUUAUAUGGGUAUAGAGACUAAUGAACUUUUAGUUGGACAUUUCUGCACUGAUAGAAUGGAACCUGUCAUUUAAGUUAAAAAGGCACAUGUUUUUCAUGCAAUUUACUGGAUAUUUGUGUACCAAAUAUUUAAGUCAUAAUUGGUAUUGUACAUGUUGCAUUAUGAUUAUUUUGUUUAAUAUGUACAUAACGUGUUAAGUAUUUGUUUCUGAUCAAUUUAUUAAAUGCAAUCUGUAUACGUCAAACAUUUUUGUUUUUGAGAUCUAUGUCAUAUAUCAUGUAAUGAAAUAAAUUUGUUGUUAAAAAGCAA